AUGGCGUCCUCGUCACCGAAGCUGCGGCUAGCGUGCCUCGUAGCCGCAGCUCUGGCCCUGGCAGCCAUCGUCGUCGCGCCGUGCGCGGCGCAGAACUCGCCGCAGGACUACGUGGACCCGCACAACGCGGCCCGCGCGGACGUGGGCGUCGGCCCGGUGUCCUGGGACGACACGGUGGCCGCGUACGCGCAGAGCUACGCGGCGCAGCGGCAGGGCGACUGCCAGCUGGUCCACUCCGGCGGGCCCUACGGCGAGAACCUCUUCUGGGGCUCCGCCGGCGCCGACUGGUCGGCGUCCGACGCCGUCGGCUCCUGGGUCUCCGAGAAGCAGUACUACGACCACGACACCAACAGCUGCGCGGACGGGCAGGUGUGUGGGCACUACACGCAGGUGGUGUGGCGCGACUCCACCAGCAUCGGCUGCGCCCGCGUCGUCUGCGACAACAACGCCGGCGUCUUCAUCACCUGCAACUACAACCCGCCGGGCAACGUCGUCGGCCAGAGCCCUUAUUAG
This is a messenger RNA of Miscanthus lutarioriparius, 513 nucleotides long. NCBI's taxonomy places the organism in Eukaryota, Viridiplantae, Streptophyta, Magnoliopsida, Poales, Poaceae. The record is from the annotation of a GenBank genome assembly.